Messenger RNA from Microthlaspi erraticum, 3099 nucleotides. NCBI's taxonomy places the organism in Eukaryota, Viridiplantae, Streptophyta, Magnoliopsida, Brassicales, Brassicaceae. The record is from the annotation of a GenBank genome assembly.
AUGAAGAGUGCUUCGGCGGAACAAUCAGCUAAUUCAGCUGAAAGAAUCGAAAACGGCGACAAGGAUAAGAAGAAGAAACGCAAUAGACCUCACCGCCGAUCCAGGAACAGCUCUGUAGGUUGUGUUGAAGACACUCGUGUAGAGGCAUUGGAUUGUAGAGCCAGUGGGAGUAGUAAAGCAAAAGAUUGUAGUAGUUCAUCGAAGAUGGAUUGUUCCAUUGAAUCAAUGAGGGCGUCGAAUGUUGCUUUCCACUCUGUGCCGCCUCCCCGGAGCUACGGAAGUCCGGUGAGGUUCCACUCUCCUGAAGUUAGUAAACAGUUGCUGUCAAAGUCGUGCCCUGAUCCUAGGGAUUGUGAGCAGUCUCCAAGAAUGAACGGUGACUUGUUUCAGCAGAUUGAUGGUACUUCACAGCGGAAGAUUUUCUCUUCGCAUUGGUCUCUUGAUGCUGUGAAUGAAGCUUUAGAGAAAGGUGAAGCUUUCAAGGCGGUCUUUCGGGUGAAUGCUCAUAACCGCAAUGAGGCUUAUUGUAAGGUCGAUGGAGUCCCUACAGAUAUUCUAAUCAAUGGAAAUGUUGGCCAAAACAGAGCGGUGGAAGGAGAUACUGUUGUUAUUAAAUUGGAUCCGCUCUCACUGUGGCCAAAGAUUAAAGGAUUUGUUACGGAAAAUGUUGCCAAGCCUGACGGAACAAACAGUUCCCCAGGGAAAGAUGAGCCUGUGAGCCUUUUAGGAAGAGGCGAGAUAAGUGCUGAAUCUCCAGUCAUGGGACAAGGAGCUAAGAACUGUGUUAGCCGGAGUUCCUCCACACCAUUACUGGAUUCGUGUUUGUGCUCUUCUAGUGAGCAGAAAGGAAAUGGAAGUGCGGUUGAGAAGCUAUGCGGCAUCCUUAGUUCCUUCCCAAACAAACGACCCACUGGACAAGUAGUUGCAGUUGUUGAAAAAGCACCUGUGAGAGAUUCUAUUGUUGGCUUGCUGGAUGUGAAGGGAUGGAUUCAGUAUAAGGGAUGUAAUGGCAAAACGAGCAAGUCUCCUUUGUUUCUUUCUGAUGAAGAAUACAUCCAGCUGAUGCCUGCAGACCCUAGGUUUCCUAGACUGAUUGUUCCCUUCCAUGUCUUACCUGGAAGCAUUAGAGCAAGACUUGAGAGUAUGGAUCCAACUCUCGAGGCAGAGCUGGUAGCUGCCCAGAUUAUGGAUUGGGGCGAAGGGAGUCCAUUUCCCUUAGCUCAUAUCACACAUAUGUUUGGCCGAGGAAGUGAAAUGGAGCCCCAGCUGAGUGCGAUACUGUAUCAGAACUCGGUUUGCGAUGCUGAGUUUUCUCCUGCCUCGCUUGCUAGCCUCCCACGUGCUCCUUGGGAGGUACCAGGAGAAGAGAUUCAACGCAGAAAAGAUCUGAGGGACCUGUGUGUAUUCACCAUCGACCCUUCCACGGCUUCAGACCUCGAUGAUGCUUUAUCAGUGCAAAGUUUACCCGGCGGUUUUUUUAGAGUCGGUGUUCACAUCGCUGAUGUGUCAUACUUUGUUUUACCUGACACUGCUCUUGACACAGAAGCUCAGUUUAGGUCUACUAGUGUUUACAUGCUGCGGAGAAAAGUACCAAUGUUGCCUCCAUUACUGUCAGAGAAUGUAGGUUCACUUAGUCCAGGAGCUGAUAGGCUUGCUUUUUCCAUCUUCUGGGAUUUAAAUAGAGAAGGGGAUGUGACAGAUCGCUGGAUUGGUCGCACUGUUAUACGGUCUUGCUGCAAGCUUUCUUAUGACCAUGCUCAAGACAUUAUAGAUGGGAAGAAUGAUGUUGCAGCGAACGGCUGGCCUGCUCUGCACGGACCUUUCCAGUGGAGUGAUGUGAUUCGAUCCGUCAGACAGCUUUACGAGAUCUCCACCACUUUAAGGCAAAAGAGGUUUAGAAAUGGUGCUUUGCAGCUGGAGAAUUCGAAACCCGGUUUUCUCUUUGAUAAACAUGGAGUCCCGUAUGAUUUUUUGUUGUACUGUAGAAAGCCUUCGAAUCUUCUCGUUGAGGAGUUUAUGCUUUUGGCAAAUAUGACAGCGGCUGAGGUGAUUUCUCGAGCUUACCCUGACAGUGCAUUGCUCCGGAGGCAUCCAGAGCCUAACAUGCGUAAGCUCAAAGAGUUUGAAGGCUUUUGUUCAAAGCAUGGUAUGGAGCUGGACGUUUCUUCUUCUGGCCAGUUCCAGGAGUCGUUGGAGAAACUCACGGAGAACCUCAAGGAUGACUCGGUUUUCGUAGACAUUCUCAACAAUUACGCUAUAAAGCCAAUGCAGUUCGCAUCUUACUUCUGCACUGGGAAUAUGGAUGUUGCUGAGUGGGGUCACUACGCACUAGCUGCUCCUCUCUACACUCAUUUCACAUCUCCGCUUCGUCGGUACCCGGACAUAGUUGUUCACCGUGCGGUAGCGGCUGCUCUUGAAGCUGGGGAGCUGUUGUUGAAGCAAAAAUCAGUUGGUCAAGUGAGAAGCUGCUUUACUGGCAUUCGUUUUGAUAAAAAUGCUGCAGAAUCUAUGGAGGGCAAGGAAGCAUUAUCGUUCGCUGGUUUGAAACAUGGUGUUCCCUCCACUGAAGUAGUUUCUGAUAUCGCUGCUCAUUGCAAUGAGAGGAAGUUUGCAGCUCGGAAAGUCAAAGAUGCAUGUGAUAAGCUCUACACUUGGUGUGUGCUGAAAAAAAAAGAGGUUUUUCCAUGCAAAGCUAGAGUAAUGAACCUGGGAUCAAGAUUUAUGACUAUUUACAUUAGCAAGCUCGGCAUUGAACGGAGAAUCUACUAUGACCAAAUCGAAGGCUUGAGUGCAGAGUGGCUAGAGGCAACAUCAAGCUUAAUCAUUGAUAAACUCUAUUCCAAAAGAGGAGGUGGAAGAGGCUAUUUCAAGCCCUUGAAGGAGGUUGCUUAUCUGGUGAGUCCUUGUGACCUAUGUGUUGCUAAAUGCAGUGCAAUGUCUGUCGAUGAGACCGUGCCGGAAGACGAGGUUGCUCCUGCGGUGUUUCCUUUGACGGUCCAGCUUUUCUCGACCAUUCCGGUGGUUCUUCACGCUGUUGGUGGAGAUGACGGUCCGCUUGAUAUAGGAGCCAGACUCUACAUGACUUCAUAUUAUAAAUGA